This is a messenger RNA of Caenorhabditis bovis, 4227 nucleotides long. NCBI's taxonomy places the organism in Eukaryota, Metazoa, Nematoda, Chromadorea, Rhabditida, Rhabditidae. The record is from the annotation of a GenBank genome assembly.
AUGGGGCAUCUCAACGUCGUUGCCCAAGGCCUUCUACUAUUAUUAAUACCUCUACAGGCCCAGAUUCAACAGCCAGUCUCAUCGAAUAUCAACCAAAAUGUUGGGCAGCCAGAUGCGGGUACUCUAUUUUCGGGCACCGGUACCAAUAUGUACUAUGGUGUUAAUCUGGUCCCGUUUGGUCCCGAAGUUGGUGAUCAUGAAGUAAAUCCUGGACUUCUUACUGCUGGUCAAACCAUUGAUCUUCAUAUGUAUUUCCCAUUUUAUGGUGGUCUUUACAAUUACACGACGCUUUCUGUAAACGGAUAUCUUGGAUUCGCAACGGUCCUUGAUCAAGGUCCAACGAUCAACGUUGGUCCUGACAUGACCGACUGGCCUCGCCACGAAGAUCCAGCCAUGAUUGCACCGUAUCUUUGUAAGCAGCAGAUCCCACAGACAAUGAAUCCUGGAAUGCGAUCUGGUGUCUUCUAUCGUCUGAUGAUGCGUCAAUCGCUAUUCGGAAGGAAUUCUGGUAGCAACACGAAUCUCGGAGGAGCCACCUAUCAGUCAUCAUUCUUUGGUCAAUCAGCUGCUCAAGCCUGCCCAGGAACCCCAGAUUCUUAUGUCCGAUGUGAUUCGCAAGCUGACUAUUUCCUCGAAGAAAUGCAGCGAUGGUUGAUUGAAGGAGUCGCCGGAGCAGCGGCGUUCCGAGCUGACGCAGCUCUCAUUGUCACCUGGUACAACACAGCCUCAGCAAUUUCCGGACGAUCCGAUAUCGACGCUGGCCAAUUGGCGACGUAUCAAGUCAUUUGGCUGACCGAUAGAACGGCACGACUUUCCUACGUGAUCCUGAACUACGAUAAACUCGGAUUCGACGCUGCCGACUUCCGAGCAAACUCAAGAUCCGGAAGAUGUCAGGCGGUCUUCAAUGGAGGUAAUCAUACGGGUCUCGUGCCAGUUGAUCCAACACAAGAUUACAAGAAUACGCCAAAAGUGUUGGCGCAAAGGUCCGGAGUACCACAGAUGGUCCGCGGACGAUACAUGUUCAGAGUGGACGAUGUUGUCAGACCAGGAGGAUGCAGCAACAAAACGGGAGGCACAUAUCCAAUGCUCAUCUAUCCGAACAUCGUGAACAUGCUUGGUGAGAUGACUGUCGACGUAAACGCGAUUUGUCUCGACAAAUCUCAAACCUACAUUCUCAUGAUUGAACAACGUCAGACGGCGACAUGCACUGUUCUGACACCAGCAAUCGCUCGCUGCAAUCUGCCGAAAAUCUACGAUUGGGGAACGAAGACGGUCUACUUCCAACCACAAAGCGGUGGAGCCAAUGAUGAAAAGGCUUUCGUCGGAUAUAUCUAUUUUGUGCCUCCAACACUGGAUCCAAUGAGAUUGGAUAUUGGAAAUGUUUAUGAUUGGUUCAAGAACCCUCUUCCUUAUCAGACUAUGCCGCUGACAUGGUAUCCAAGGAAUUUCACAAAUCCCGAAAUGAGUCAGCACAUGGAUCAAGUCCGAAUGAACGACGAUUCGCUAUACAGUGUUCAGCUUGGAUUGUACGUGGUCGCUUACAGAGAAUACAAAGAUGAUAACAUCAAAAAAUUCCGACCGGAGCACCGGGUGAUUUGCCGUCUCGCCACAUAUUCCAAUCGGAAUACUUACGAAUAUCGUUGGAAGCCUCAAGAAGAGCGAAUCAAUCUCUAUCAAGUCGAACAAUGGUAUAUGACGGAUUGGGAGAGAAUGCACGAACUCUAUCAAUAUCGCUUCGGAUAUCUCAAAUUGGCUCCACUUCGUGCCAAUCAAGAGCAAAACCCGCAAUUCCUGCUCUCCGGACUUGUGUCAGCUCCAAUCUCGCUCCACUUCCUUUGGACUUCGAAUAAUCCGAAGUUCGCCACCACCACCUACUCGCAAAACGACGAAUCCGCACGAGUGGAAUACGUGAAGAAGAAAUCGCUCGAAAUGUGUCACGAUUGGUACGACGAGGACGGCGCUCAAUGGAAUUUCAUCAGAGAUGUUGAGACGAACUCGUCUUGUCCAUGCAUCGAGAGACAAGCCAUCGCCGAUAUUGGAAGAUUCAUGCCGCAUCCGAGAUGCUCUCAGGCAUUCCGGGAUAUCACGUGCACAACCUCGAUAGGCUCUAGGAAUUGUUACAUGUCGUCGCAGAACAUUCUCACGAGUUAUGCCGGCGAUGGAAGGAUGUUCACUUCGGACAACACUGCAAGAUUCCCAACUCACUAUGGCCAAGUGUGCUGUUAUGACGAUCAAGGGCAUUUGAUGCAAACGAGUUACCAGCCGAUCAUCAAGGUUACUCCCGAUGUACCCUACAAUCCCGGGUUCCCAAUGCGAGCCUAUGAAUUCGGAACAACACCGUACAUGGGACAAUACGAAGUGCCCGGUUUAUCAGCUUUCCACAACGAUUAUAUGCCGUACUUCCUUUGCUGCAAAUUUGCCGAUUUCCGAUGCCAAAUGUUCUAUUGGAGACGUCCGUCGUCCGGAUGUCAGGAAUAUCAGCCCCCGGCAUACGGAGAGGUUAUGGGUGCUGGAACAUUCAACACAAUCGACAACGACAAGUUUGUUUUCAAUGAGCCCGGAGUUUACAACGGAUUGUAUAUUCCGAAGACGUUCAGCACACCCGAAGUGAAGGUGCAGAUCAGAAUGGAACGCUAUCCGGACAGAAGGGUCGACUUCAGUUUGCUUGGUCGGUACAUGUCUCAACAGGAUCUUGUGCGACCGACAAAUGCGACUGUCGUCACAGGAGUCGUGCUUGAAGCGACUGGAACUGACCGAGUUCACGUUCUCGCGAGAAAAGAUACUAGACGAUUCCGUUAUCGUACUUCAAUCAUUGUGGGAAACAUCUUGAGAUAUUUCGAUACAAUGAGAAUUCAACGGUUCAAAGGAGUUUUGAUCUACGUGAACAACGUCGAGCGUGGACAACCGGAGAUUUACGUGGUCCUCGAAGAAGCACAAGUCGGAAUCCGCGUACGCGAAAGUUAUGCGAUUGAUAUUGAUCGAUUGACGGAAUACCAAGAAAGUAUGGGAAUGCUGAACGUCGCCAUUUCGGUUCCUCCUCAAUAUGGAGUCCGACCAGAUGGUGAUAAGACAAGAGAACAAGAAAUUCGACAGCGCUACAAUCUUCCGCGUGUUUCUGGAGUUUUCCGUCCAUUCCCAGACCAAUCUUCUGGAUCAUACCUUCAAACAUUGACAUUGAACGAUGUGAACUCGGAGACCUACAGACAGCAGAUUAUCAAUAUGUACAGAGUGCAAGGUUCUGGCGAACCUGGAUCCGAUCAAAACAUCAAUGCUCAAGGAAACAAUUAUGGAAUGCCAACGGAGAACAUGUUCACAACGAGCCGUGACGAAGACAAGAAGUUCGAAGUGUUCCCGGAAGCAACAAUGAAGAGUGGACCGAUUUAUAAAGUUGCUCCAAAAUAUGAAACUGGAGCAUAUCGAUUCUAUCCGGUUACUGGACAGGUUCUCAAUCAACGUCUCCAACAGUGCCGAGACCUUCAACAAUCCAAUACAAUCAAUCUUCAACCACUCCAGUCGCAAAUCACUUCUGAUUAUGGCCAGACACAAUGUCCGGACAAUCCGGGAGCUGUCAUUCAGGAAUGCGGAGAUUCUGUCCCAUGCUUGUAUGAUUACACUCUUCUCAAUGCGAAAAUUCUUGGGGCGAAUGUCAAGAACGAAUGGAGUGUGUUUAGUUUGGACCGAUUCGAUGCUUCAAGACAAUACAACAGUUGCGGAGUCAUCAACAUCGAAUACCCUGAAUAUCUCAUGAAGACUUCUUCAAUGUCAUCUGCUUACAUGCAAGGUGACGUUGCGCGAUUUGAGUGCUUCCAAUCUCAUUGGAUCAAGGGAGUCCAUGAAUAUCGAUGCGGAAUCAUCGUUGACAGAAAUAAUCCGAACAAUUGGAGAUAUGAAUGGAACAAAGGAGAGCAGCCGUGGUGUCGUUCGAGAGAAAAGGAGAACUUCCUGAUCUGGCUCUCUGCAUUAUCGGGUAUCUUCGGAAUCAUUCUCGUUAUUGUAUUACUGUUCCUUUGCUGUUGGAUGGUGAAACAGAAGAAGCGAGCAGAAUAUGAUCAAGGAACUGAAAUGAAGAGCAGAAGCACACCGAGCCAUGGAAAACAUCCAUUGUCUGAAUCUGAACCACUCAAUGACAGGAGAUUCGACCCAUUCCCGGACGACUUCUAUCCGCCAGCUCGUGAAGAGAAAUACGCAAAUUCCGAAGAUUUCCAUGGUCUUAAAACAUCUGUAUAA